AUGAGGGAUGGAGGAUUGAAGAGGCUAGAAGACUCUAAUGCUGACACUAAUCUCCAUUCUAAUGCCGAUACUAAUCUACACACUAAUGCCGACACUAAUCUCCACACUAAUGCCGACACUAAUUUUCACACUAAUGCCGACACUAAUUUACACACUAAUGCCGACACUAAUCUACACACUAAUACCGACACUAAUCUACACACUAAUUUUCACACUAAUGCCGACACUAAUCUACACACUAAUGCCGACACUAAUCUACACACUAAUACCGACACUAAUCUACACACUAAUACCGACACUAAUCUACACACUAAUACCGACACUAAUCUACACACUAAUACCGACACUAAUCUACACACUAAUGCCGACGCUAAUCUACACACUAAUACCGACACUAAUGCCGACACUAAUCUACACACUAAUGCCGACACUAAUCUACACACUAAUACCGACACUAAUCUACACACUAAUGCCGACACUAAUCUACACACUAAUACCGACACUAAUCUACACACUAAUGCCGACACUAAUCUACACACUAAUGCCGACACUAAUCUACACACUAAUACCGACACUAAUCUACACACUAAUACCGACACUAAUCUACACACUAAUGCCGACACUAAUCUACACACUAAUACCGACACUAAUCUACACACUAAUUUGGCCUCUAAUGUUUGCACUCAAAGUGUAGCUCUUGCACCGAAAUAUGUCAAUAGAUUUAUUUUAUAUUUCCUUGCAAGACAUUCAGCCAUAACUUCAAAAGCACAAAACCAUUCAAGUAUUCUACCUGCCUCUUGUUGGUUCCGGCGAUCGAGGCUCUGUCGUAAUACAUAA
Messenger RNA from Procambarus clarkii (red swamp crayfish), 837 nucleotides. RefSeq lists its product as uncharacterized. NCBI's taxonomy places the organism in Eukaryota, Metazoa, Arthropoda, Malacostraca, Decapoda, Cambaridae. The record is from RefSeq and is a predicted model, not a curated record.